Zalophus californianus (California sea lion) is the source of this 2059-nucleotide messenger RNA. It is a transcript of the gene UBC, whose product is annotated as ubiquitin C. Gene Ontology annotation, cellular component: nucleus; cytoplasm. NCBI's taxonomy places the organism in Eukaryota, Metazoa, Chordata, Mammalia, Carnivora, Otariidae. Bases 161 to 1990 code for a protein of 609 amino acids. Gene Ontology annotation, molecular function: ubiquitin protein ligase binding; protein tag activity. The record is from RefSeq and is a predicted model, not a curated record. The transcript is spliced from 2 exons. Gene Ontology annotation, biological process: protein ubiquitination; modification-dependent protein catabolic process.
GAAAAAUAGUCCCUUCUCGGCGUUUCUGCGGAGGGAUCCAUCAGAGCCGCGCUCCCGAUCGCUAUAUAAGGAGGCGCCGGGUGUGGCGCAGGCAGUUCCGUGGAGGCCGGGAGUCCAGUGGGCGUUCUGGUGUGUGCCGUGCAGUCACAGCAGCUUGACAAUGCAGAUCUUCGUGAAGACCUUGACCGGUAAGACCAUCACCCUGGAGGUGGAGCCCAGUGACACCAUCGAGAAUGUCAAGGCGAAGAUCCAGGACAAGGAGGGCAUCCCCCCUGACCAGCAGAGGUUGAUCUUUGCCGGGAAACAGCUGGAGGACGGGCGCACCCUGUCUGACUACAACAUCCAGAAGGAGUCCACUCUGCACCUGGUGCUCCGCCUCAGAGGGGGCAUGCAGAUCUUCGUGAAGACCUUGACUGGUAAGACCAUCACCCUGGAGGUGGAGCCCAGUGACACCAUCGAGAAUGUCAAGGCGAAGAUCCAGGACAAGGAGGGCAUCCCCCCUGACCAGCAGAGGUUGAUCUUUGCCGGGAAACAGCUGGAGGACGGGCGCACCCUGUCUGACUACAACAUCCAGAAGGAGUCCACUCUGCACCUGGUGCUCCGCCUCAGAGGGGGCAUGCAGAUCUUCGUGAAGACCUUGACCGGUAAGACCAUCACCCUGGAGGUGGAGCCCAGUGACACCAUCGAGAAUGUCAAGGCGAAGAUCCAGGACAAGGAGGGCAUCCCCCCUGACCAGCAGAGGUUGAUCUUUGCCGGGAAACAGCUGGAGGACGGGCGCACCCUGUCUGACUACAACAUCCAGAAGGAGUCCACUCUGCACCUGGUGCUCCGCCUCAGAGGGGGCAUGCAGAUCUUCGUGAAGACCUUGACCGGUAAGACCAUCACCCUGGAGGUGGAGCCCAGUGACACCAUCGAGAAUGUCAAGGCGAAGAUCCAGGACAAGGAAGGCAUCCCCCCUGACCAGCAGAGGUUGAUCUUUGCCGGGAAACAGCUGGAGGACGGGCGCACCCUGUCUGACUACAACAUCCAGAAGGAGUCCACUCUGCACCUGGUGCUCCGCCUCAGAGGGGGCAUGCAGAUCUUCGUGAAGACCUUGACCGGUAAGACCAUCACCCUGGAGGUGGAGCCCAGUGACACCAUCGAGAAUGUCAAGGCGAAGAUCCAGGACAAGGAAGGCAUCCCCCCUGACCAGCAGAGGUUGAUCUUUGCCGGGAAACAGCUGGAGGACGGGCGCACCCUGUCUGACUACAACAUCCAGAAGGAGUCCACUCUGCACCUGGUGCUCCGCCUCAGAGGGGGCAUGCAGAUCUUCGUGAAGACCUUGACCGGUAAGACCAUCACCCUGGAGGUGGAGCCCAGUGACACCAUCGAGAAUGUCAAGGCGAAAAUCCAGGACAAGGAAGGCAUCCCCCCUGACCAGCAGAGGUUGAUCUUUGCUGGGAAACAGCUGGAGGACGGGCGCACCCUGUCUGACUACAACAUCCAGAAGGAGUCCACUCUGCACCUGGUGCUCCGCCUCAGAGGGGGCAUGCAGAUCUUCGUGAAGACCUUGACCGGUAAGACCAUCACCCUGGAGGUGGAGCCCAGUGACACCAUCGAGAAUGUCAAGGCGAAGAUCCAGGACAAGGAGGGCAUCCCCCCUGACCAGCAGAGGUUGAUCUUUGCCGGGAAACAGCUGGAGGACGGGCGCACCCUGUCUGACUACAACAUCCAGAAGGAGUCCACUCUGCACCUGGUGCUCCGCCUCAGAGGGGGCAUGCAGAUCUUCGUGAAGACCUUGACCGGUAAGACCAUCACCCUGGAGGUGGAGCCCAGUGACACCAUCGAGAAUGUCAAGGCGAAGAUCCAGGACAAGGAAGGCAUCCCCCCUGACCAGCAGAGGUUGAUCUUUGCCGGGAAACAGCUGGAGGACGGGCGCACCCUGUCUGACUACAACAUCCAGAAGGAGUCUACUCUGCACCUGGUCCUGCGCUUGAGGGGAGGUGUCUAAGUUCCCCCUUUUAAGCUGUUGACAAAAUUCUUUGCACUUUUCUUUCAAUAAAGUUGUUGCAUUCCCAAA